AUGAGAAUUGCAUAUAUUGAAAACCAGACUGAUGAGAACAUGACAUAUCACAUUGCACUCUGUAUAAAAGAGGACCACUCUGAGCAAUAUCAGACUGCAGAAGAGAUAUUUGAGCACCUCAAGUCAAUAUAUGAGGAUGCUAACAAGCUGCAAAAUGCCAAGAGUGAUUAUCACAAGCUGAUUAUGUGCAAUGAGGACAAUUAUCAUGAAUUUGUCACAAAAUUCUUACAUCUGGCAGAUGAGGCCAAGAUUGUCAAAGAGAACUACAAGACAGACUUCAAUGACAAGCUGUUCUUUGACCUUCAGAGGAUGAUGACAGUAGUUAAUGCAAUCAUCAAUACAUAUGCUGAGUUUCAGAAGAUCUAUGCUCAGGCAGCUCACAUCCUUCAGACAAUCAAUGUCACUCAGAAGUCAAAGAGCUUGCAGGAAAAUGAGUCUAAUAUCUUCAAGCAAAACACUCUCAUCUCAGUCACAAAAUCCUCUAUCAUAAAGAAAGCCUUGGGUGCUCAUUCAGAUAUUCAGUGCUACUACUGUAAGAAGAAAGAUCACAUUGCCAGAAACUGCUCUGCAAAGAAGAAGUCUCAACAGAUGAUUACUGAGCUCAUAGAGAAUGACACUUCUGAGCUUUCAGCAGAUUCAGAAAAAGAAUGA
This is a messenger RNA of Paracoccidioides brasiliensis Pb18, 651 nucleotides long. RefSeq lists its product as uncharacterized. Bases 1 to 651 code for a protein of 216 amino acids. The transcript is spliced from 2 exons. The record is from RefSeq and is a predicted model, not a curated record. Gene Ontology annotation, molecular function: nucleic acid binding; zinc ion binding.